CCAGUACCAGUCGCCAGCCCCGCCCCUAACUUUCCAUCCUUUAUCGUCAAGAUGCCCUCCCGCACAGCCGAUCUUCCAGAGGAUGUCUCAGACACUCGACCAACCGAACCCCCUCUCUCCAAGCCUCGUCCAGCCAAGACCCCUUCAAGUCCUAGUAAAAAGGACGACAAGACAAAGGCUCACGAUGUGGCCGAACUGAAAGACUAUCAGCUGGGAGAUUGUUUGGGUAAAGGUGCUUUUGGUUCCGUCUAUCGUGCUCUCAAUUGGGGAACUGGAGAAACCGUGGCCGUCAAGCAGAUCAAAUUGGCAGACCUUCCAAAGAGUGAACUCCGAGUUAUCAUGCUAGAGAUCGACCUGCUGAAAAAUCUCGACCAUCCAAAUAUCGUCAAGUACAAUGGUUUUGUCAAGACCCCAGAAACCCUCAACAUCGUCCUGGAAUAUUGCGAGAACGGCUCGCUCCACUCAAUAUCCAAAAACUUUGGUCGUUUCCCAGAAAACCUAGUCGCAUUGUACAUGUCCCAGGUCCUUCAGGGUUUGGUGUAUUUGCAUGAGCAAGGUGUCAUACACAGAGAUAUCAAGGGUGCCAACAUUCUUACCACCAAGCAGGGUUUGGUUAAGCUGGCAGACUUUGGUGUCGCGAGCCGUACUUCGGGUCUUCAUGAGGCCAGUGUCGUUGGAACUCCCUAUUGGAUGGCACCUGAAGUCAUCGAGUUAACCGGAGCCACCACCGCCUCAGAUAUCUGGAGUUUGGGCUGCACAGUCAUUGAGCUCCUCGACGGCAAACCACCCUAUCACACCCUUCAGCCGAUGCCCGCCUUGUUUCGCAUCGUCAACGAUGACCACCCACCCCUACCACAAGGAGCCUCUCCUACCGCCCUCGACUUCCUCAUGCAGUGCUUUCAAAAGGAUCCCAACCUGCGAGUUUCAGCUCGAAAACUUCUCAAGCAUCCUUGGAUCGUCAAUGCUCGAAGGUCCGACUCUGUGGCCCCGAGAAAUGCUACCGAAUAUGACGAGGCCGUGAAAAGCGUUCAAGAAUGGAAUGAAGCCCUGCGUGAUUCUCCCCCACCUAAUAACAAUUCCCUCCGGAAGAAUUCCAGGGCUUCCGCGUCGAGCCCUAUUCCAGCAGCCAAAGAUUCCCGGUCAUCCAGGGCCCAGGUCAAAUCACCUGGAUCCGGCCUCUAUCAAAAUCCCGGAAUGAUGAAAUUACAGUCUCUCCAAGAUGACGAUGAUAAUUGGGACGACGCUUUCGCCACUGCCAUACUCCCUAGUGCUUUGCAACUCCCCCAUCUACGACCCCAUGACAAUUUCGGUGGCAUGCUCUCCUCAGAAAGACUCAAAGCAUUUGCGAACCCGGAGAAUGCAUUGGGAAAGGAAAAUGAAGGCAUGGAUGACAAGGACUCAACCUUGAAGGGCAUCUCCACCAUCAGUUCGGAUAAUUCAAAAACAGUUCGUCUGGCAACGUCCAAGAGACCGGAGAAAGGACACACUCGACAUAAAUCAGAAGCCCCUCCAAAGUCACGGACAAAGCCCUUGCCAACCCCCCGCAAAGUGUCGCUUCCCGCCGCGGGUCAGGCUACAAAUCUGUCGAAAAGCAAAGCACCACUUUCCAAAGGGCGAGCUGAGGAACCUCCGACAAGAUUGUAUCGGGAAAGCUCCAUUGAGGAUUACUCGGACAUCAUCAAUGGCAAUGAACUCGCUAUUGACACAAAGUUCAGCCUGAUGCAAUUGAAACAGGACGCUCCAUCGAAGAUUCUCCAGUCACCCAGUGUCACAGAUCUCAUGCAGAGUAUGAGACCGCCAAAAUCAGGCGGUAGCUUGCGAAGAAAUCCUGCUCCCAGGAACAAACUGUCCAUGCGAAGAACGAGGUCGUCAAUCGAAAUCCAGCGUUUUGCCGAGAACGAGGAUGACGAGGACUUCUCUGAUGUCUUUGCACAAACGGCAUCUGGAUUUGAAAGACCCGACAGUGAGGAUGGCUCCGAGUUGAUGUUGGCCUCGAAGAUGUCCAAUCUGUCCUGGCUGCCAGACGGAGAGGACGAGGAUGAUCCUUUUGCACAACUCGAAGAGGGCCUUCCUGACCUAGACCUUGAAUCAAACAUUGCCCGCGACAAGCAUGCCCGCUUGAGGACAGAAGUCGAGGCUCUGGUAGGUCAGCUGAAAGUUCUGCAGGAUGACGAUGCCCUCCUUCAAAUCUCCGAAGAUUUGAUGAACUAUUUUGGAGUAUUUUCGGAAACAAAAAGCGUCAUCAUCAGUGCUCACGGUGUACUUCCAAUCCUCGAAAUCCUUGAAGACUGCAACCGCUUGGACGUCGUUCUAAAUCUACUCAAGAUUGUCAACGCUCUGACAUACGAGGAUGAAGAAGUCCAGGAAAACCUUUGCUUUGUCGGAGGGAUACCCAAGAUCAACAAAUUCGCCUCCAAGAAAUUCCCACGAGAGAUCAGACUGGAAGCUGCAGCCUUUGUACGUCAGAUGUAUCAGACUUCAACCCUGAUCCUUCAGAUGUUCGUCAGUGCUGGCGGAUUGACAGUCCUUGUCGACUUUCUCGAGGAUGAUUAUGACGAUGACCGAGAGCUGGUCCUCAUCGGCGUCAACGGCAUUUGGAGCGUUUUCGAACUACAAGGAUCGACGCCCAAGAACGACUUCUGCAGAAUAUUGUCCCGCAAUUCAGUGCUCGAGCCGCUGUCGCUAGUGCUAAACCGAGUCUUGAACGAACCUGCUGAUUCUGGCGACCAGAAGGAGCUUGCAGAUCUGUGUGAGGGUCGCAUUGCCAGCAUCUUUUUUGUCUUUUCGCAGGCCGAAAAUUACGUCAAAGAGCUGGUCGCUGAACGAACAGUCUUGCAUCGCGUCAUCAAGAACUUGAAAAGAAUGGCGCCACCCCAUCAAGUAACGAUGCUCAAAUUCAUCAAAAACCUGUCAAUGCUGUCUACGACCCUUGACGCCAUGCACAACUCCAAUGCUAUCGAUGCUUUAUCUGAGCUGCUUAGCAAUAGCAUGAACAGUAAACAUUUUAGAGAGAUGUCGAACCAGAUCUUGAACACUAUUUACAACCUUUGCCGGCUGUCAAAACGACGUCAGGAAGACGCGGCGCUGGUCGGCAUCAUACCCAUUCUCAUCAAGAUCGUGAAGCAGGACAAAACUCCAGUCAAAGAGUUCGCCCUGCCGAUCCUGUGCGACAUGGCACACUCGACAAGAGCGGCGCGCAGAGAGUUAUGGCAGAACAAAGGCCUUGCCUUUUAUGUCUCUCUUUUGUCGGACCCUUAUUGGCAAGUGACGGCGUUGGAUGCCAUCUUUACUUGGCUUCAGGAAGAGACUGCUCGCGUGGAGGACCAUCUACUCGAAAACCAGAACUUCACUUCGGCCAUUGUGGCUGCCUUGACCAGCAGCAAGUCAACAUCGUUUGAAAAUCUCUUGGAACCUCUCCAGAAGUUGCUGCGCCUCUCACCGCCUCUCGCCGCAUCCAUGGCAAGAAGUUCGGAUUUGUUUGAGAACUUGGGUCAGAAGCUAGGUCACAACAAACCUGCCAUCCGACUCAAUCUCCUGCGUAUUAUCGGCAGUAUUUGCGAUUCAACCGAAGAAGGGGGUUACCUACUCGAUCAGUAUGGUCUUUUCGAAGUGAUCCAGGAGCUUUCCUUUUCCGAUUCAGCAGUGCUUGUGCGCAGUAUGGCCGGGGAAUUGAUUCGUUCUAUACAAGAAGCCGAUAGCGCCAGCAUCAAGAGCGGACAGAACGUCGCUGCAGGUACGAAUCCUGCCUGGCGUAAGCAUCCACAAUUCCAGCGACGAACCAGCUCCACCACGCCUCCACAUCUUCUCGAGCGGCAGAUGAGUAUGCCAACGUCGCCACAACUUGGUCGCUCCGAGCGUGCUUCGAUCAACAUGUUUGACGCUCCGGUUGCUCAAACCCCACGACGACAACGGAACGGGGUUUAUGUCAAUGGGAGCGGUGUCAUUCGGCCAGCCAGCCGUGACGGAUCUUCGUAUGCCAGGGAGAGUUCGCCUGCGUUUGUGAUGCCGAGUCUAACACGGGCUCAAACCACAACUUCAGCGUCAGACAUGACGAUCAAUAAAUCUCGUCUUCCGCGUCAAUCAACCGCUUCAGCAGUUGGACAGCAACGACUAUCAAGGCAGAGCACACGGGAGAGCAUGAUUGCAUCAGCGCGAGCUUCCACCCUCAGUCUGGACAAAGAUGUACGAUCGCACCAUGGUGGACAUAGUAGCGGGGUUAAUACACCUGCGAACCUUACUCCGGUCACGGAAUCAAGGCUACGGAAGGAACAAAGAACUGGACGCGGACAUGCUCACAGCCACUCGAGUAGUAUAACUCAGAGCCGACCAACGACGAGCUCGCGCUAUGGUAGCGGUGGUAGUAGCGAUAGACCUGGCUCAAGUUCGAAUCAACACCAGGGCAACAGCCCACAUGUCGAAGUGACAGUCGCGAGCAGUGCUCGGCGAAGCACCGCGAGGAGGCCACCUCACAAUGACGAGCGAUGGACUUAGGACGUCGGCUCUUGAUCCUUUGUUUCCUUGUUAUCUUCCGGGUUGAUCGUGGGGGAGAUUCAUAAACGGCGAUGGGAUGGCAAAGUCCUCAACCUGGCCAGGAGCUAGAAGGGCGAAAAGCAUGAUACUCUACAUGAAGGGGAUGGGUUGUUUUUAGAGCAUGUAAUGCAAUGAAAGGAUGUGUGGGAUGGUUAGAGUGAGGGCUGCUACCAUAUACACACCUUCAACCUGUCUCAUCCGAUCAACCGUCCUACAUACCAGACAAUAUGUGUCCCGAUCGCAUUGGCACGAGACACAUGUACAAAUAGAUCGAGACAAUGGCCAAACCAGC
Exophiala mesophila is the source of this 4822-nucleotide messenger RNA. RefSeq lists its product as uncharacterized. The record is from RefSeq and is a predicted model, not a curated record. Gene Ontology annotation, molecular function: protein serine/threonine kinase activity; ATP binding. The transcript has a single exon. Gene Ontology annotation, cellular component: cytoplasm. The coding region runs from base 52 to 4491 and encodes 1479 amino acids. Lineage: Eukaryota; Fungi; Ascomycota; Eurotiomycetes; Chaetothyriales; Herpotrichiellaceae. Gene Ontology annotation, biological process: protein phosphorylation.